AAGUAGGACGUCGUAAGUUAGCGAUAUUAGCUGGCAGUUAAGCCUUUUUGUUGUGGUUAGCUUGAAAUUCUUAUUGAGAAGGGCAUCCCCAAAGCGACGACGACGUCAUCGCUUGUGCAUUUGUUGAAGUGAUGAGUCACCAUUGUUGUGAACACCGUGCUCUUUCGUAGUUUGGCGUUUUGAUAUUUUGAUUUUUCUGUCAUCUUUGAACUGUCAGAUGAAAUUGCGUGAUUUGUUUGAUAGCUGCUUUGAUAACGCGGAAAUAAAUUGAUUCGGGCCAUUUGGAUCGUUUUAACAUUUCAAGUACUUUAUUGCGUAAAUUGCAGUUCGAGUGUAGUCUGGAACUUUUUGAAAAUACAGUGUUAUUGAAAAGAACUGAUGACAAUGAAGCUGGAAGUUAGUGACAGCCAUUCGAACCACUCCGACUUCUCCUGUGAUGACAGUCAAUCUUCACAGGGGUCCUCCACAAAUGACUUCGUGUCCUCGGUGCCAACCUCCAGACCUUUGCUCUCGUUGGCAAACCUUGAGGGCCUCCAGUCGGGGGUCCCGACCAGAACCACGGCGACCAUCACGCCCACCCAGCUACGCAACUUCGAGCAGACCUACAUCGAGCUCGGAAACUGCCGCAGUGAGCAGACCAGCCACGCCGGCUUCGUGCCCCCUUCGGUCACGCACGCCAAUAACCAUUACGGCAUCCUGAAUCAAGUGGGGUACUGCGAGUCGGGCCCGACGACGGCGCUGCACGUGUCGCCGGGCCCGCUCUCCGCCAGCGGAGACAGCAGCAGCAGCCCUGGGCUGCCCGCGCCUAAGCGCCGCAACAUGGGCGGCCGGCGCCCUACCAAGGCGCCGCAAGACAUCUCCCCCGAAGAGGAAGAGAGAAGGAAGAUCCGGCGCGAACGCAACAAGAUGGCCGCCGCGAGGUGCCGCAAGCGCAGACUGGAUCACACCAACGAAUUGCAAGAUGAGACUGACAAGUUGGAGGAGAAGAAACGCUCGCUCGAAGAUGAAUUGAGGAGGUUGGGCGCAGAAAGAGAGCAGUUGCAGUCGGUUCUUCAGCGCCAUCUGUUGUCGUGUCGGCUGAGCAAGCGGUCCUCGAGCCCGCCCGACGUGAAGCCUUUCAACGACCCGUACGAGUACCCCGCGAUAGCUGACGACGGCGUGCGAGUCAAAGUGGAGGCGGUGGAACCCGCCAUGGAUCCCGUCAUAGCGUUGGAUAGCGAUAUCUUCACUUCGCCGAUGCCAGACAAAAGGAUAAUGUUAUCGGCGGCGAACCCGGCGGUGGUGACGUCAGCAUCUGUGGUGACGCUGGACACGCCGCCCGCCGCGCGGCCCUCGCGGCCCACCUUCCUCCACGUGCCGCUACAAGCCAACCCUGCACAGAACCACAAAAUCAAAGCGCUCGCCAACACGGACGCGCCCGGCGUAGAGAUCAGCACACCAAGCAACGGGAUCCCGUUCAACUUCGACAGCCUGAUGGAAGGCGGCACCGGCCUCACGCCCGUCCACCCGCACCCCGCGCCGCGCGCCGCUCUCGCGCCCGACCACGCCAGCCUGGUCAGCCUCUGAGAACACCUCGACGCCGCCUACCCGCUGUUCGCGGCGCUCGACGCGCUCUAGGUGGCGCCACUGACGCGGUAACGCUACCGUUAUUUUGAAUGUUCGAGUCGCGUUAUUUUUGGAUUUUUCAUCUGUGGUCUGUGAUCAGCUGGCUUAGAGCGUAAG
Messenger RNA from Ostrinia furnacalis (Asian corn borer), 1722 nucleotides. RefSeq names its product transcription factor kayak (gene kay). Gene Ontology annotation, biological process: regulation of transcription by RNA polymerase II. Lineage: Eukaryota; Metazoa; Arthropoda; Insecta; Lepidoptera; Crambidae. Gene Ontology annotation, cellular component: nucleus. The coding region runs from base 379 to 1566 and encodes 395 amino acids. The transcript is spliced from 5 exons. Gene Ontology annotation, molecular function: DNA-binding transcription factor activity, RNA polymerase II-specific; RNA polymerase II cis-regulatory region sequence-specific DNA binding. The record is from RefSeq and is a predicted model, not a curated record.